CGUCGCCAUAGUAUGAUUCGUAAUUUCGUACACUAGACUAGGAAAGCUAGCUGCUCCUCUAAGCAGCGUUUCCCAUAACAGUAUUUCAUGCUUUUAUCGCAAGAAAAGGUCCUCGUUUAGGCCAUGGCUUUAUUUGUUUUUAAUUCGGCGUCAAAGAUGGUUUCUCCGUUAGUAAUAUUACAUUUUAUUCUCAUCUGCGUCACUUUGCAUUGCAACAAUCUGGCCGCGGCUAAAAUGAAUCCCAGACCAAAUAUUGUUUUAAUCCUGACUGAUGAUCUGGAUGUCUCCAUCGGCGGAAUGAUCCCUUUAGUGAAGACUAAAAAGCUGAUUGGUGAUGCUGGAAUAACCUUUACAAACACGAUUGUUGCCAGUCCUCUUUGCUGCCCCAGCAGGGCGAGUAUCCUGACGGGCAAAUACCCCCAUAACCAUCAUGUCGUGAACAACACGUUGGAGGGCAACUGCAGCAGCACAGCGUGGCAGAAGACCCAAGAGCCCGACAGCUUCCCUGCCUUUCUUCAGAAACACGGCACCUAUCAGACCUUCUUUGCUGGGAAGUAUCUGAAUGAGUACGGCAGUAAAAAAGCUGGAGGCGUGGAGCAUGUUCCUCCGGGCUGGGACCACUGGUUCGCCUUGGAGAGAAACUCCAAGUACUACAACUACACGCUGUCUGUGAACGGCAGGGCGCAGCGGCAUGGACAGAACUACAGUGAGGAUUACCUUACGGAUGUUCUGGCCAAUAUUUCCAUUGACUUCCUGGAGAACAAGUCUAACCGCAGGCCUUUCUUCAUGAUGGUGUCCACUCCGGCCCCGCACUCACCCUGGACGGCCGCUCCUCAGUACGAGAGCAGUUUUCCCAACGUCAAAGCGCCAAGAGACCCUAACUUCAACAUACAUGGAAAGGACAAACACUGGCUCAUCAGGCAAGCAAAGACACCCAUGACAAACUCUUCAGUGGAGUUCUUGGAUAACGCCUACAGAAAACGGUGGCGCACUUUACUAUCAGUAGACGACCUGGUGGAGAAAGUGGUGAAAAAGUUGGAGGUCAGAGGAGAGCUUAGCAACACCUACAUCAUUUUCACCUCCGACAAUGGUUACCACACAGGCCAGUUUUCUCUUCCGAUGGAUAAGAGGCAACUCUAUGAAUUUGAUAUCAGAGUUCCUCUGCUGGUGCGAGGCCCUAAUAUCAAACCCAAUCAGACAAGCCAGUUACUCAUAGCAAAUGUGGAUUUGGGUCCAACGAUUGUGGACAUAGCAGGAUAUAACGUCAAUGAAACUAAGAUGGAUGGGAUGUCAUUUCUACCUAUCAUGAUCGGUGAAGGGAACAGCAGCACAUGGAGAUCUGAUGUACUGGUGGAAUAUGAGGGAGAAGGAAGCAACAUCUCAGACCCAGCCUGCCCUCUGCUGGGCCCCGGGGUCUCGGAGUGUUUCCCCGACUGUGUUUGUGAAGACUCGUACAACAACACAUACGCAUGUGUUCGCACAGUAUCGCAGGCCGCCAACUUGCAGUACUGUGAAUUUGAUGACAACGAGGUGUUUGUGGAGGUGUAUAACCUGACAGCAGACCCCUUUCAGUUGAGUAACAUCGCCAAAAGCAUUGAUCAGGAAGUCCUGGAGAAGAUGAACCACCGCCUAAUGAUGCUGCAGUCCUGCUCGGGACAGUCCUGCAGAACGCCUGGCGUCUACGACUCAAAGUUUAGGUUUGAUCCUCGGUUAAUGUUCAGCAGCCUCGUCCCUCACAGGAACAAACUACGACAGACGCUGAAGUAGAGCGUGGAGAGGAAGGAUUAAAGGAAGAAGACCAAUGGAGGGAAAGAAUAAAGGGCGCUGAAAAACAAGCCCUGUUGUUGCCUUUAUAUCCUGACGUUCUCCCAAAGAUGCCCAGUCUCUCCUCCACAGAUGAGGUCAUCAGGGUGCGCCAGGAUACCAAACAAACUAGACACUUUCAGACAGGACGGCCCUCUGACAUCAUUCACAUCAGAUCCUGACAAACUACCAGCUGGCACACAUCUGUGAGAGCAUUCACAUCAUAUUCCUGUUCGUUCUGAAUUAAUCUUGCUGCUUUGACUUUAACAAUAACACUGAACAUUUCAAAUAUUGUCUUUAUUUUAUUCAUGUUUUUUAGAUUUAGUUUUACUUUUGCUUUAAACACAUGCACAGUAUUGAACUUGAGGGAAUUGUUGGAUUGUUUGUUUGCCGGAUGUGUCUGAAACAUUUCACUCCACAUAUUUGUU
Molecule: messenger RNA, 2231 nt
Organism: Rhinichthys klamathensis goyatoka
Lineage: Eukaryota; Metazoa; Chordata; Actinopteri; Cypriniformes; Leuciscidae
Gene: gnsa
Product: glucosamine (N-acetyl)-6-sulfatase a
Exons: 14
Coding region: 124-1767 (547 amino acids)
Biological process (GO): glycosaminoglycan metabolic process
Molecular function (GO): glycosaminoglycan binding; N-acetylglucosamine-6-sulfatase activity
Source: RefSeq, a predicted model, not a curated record